Lymnaea stagnalis (great pond snail) is the source of this 13311-nucleotide messenger RNA. The record is from the annotation of a GenBank genome assembly. Lineage: Eukaryota; Metazoa; Mollusca; Gastropoda; Lymnaeidae.
GCUGGGAACUUGACCGCGUGCAAUCCUCUACGACAAACAUGAAUCAACUAUCUUGUUCGAGAUUAUUAUUUUUUACCAAGGAAAGAUAUCGCCUCUGAAUUUCCCACGGAUCUCAAGACUAUAAAAAUGACGAGCCUUUGCCAUGCCACAAAACCUUUCCUCGACUCCAUUGAAGAAAACGGAGAAGAAAACCGUGUACCUGCAGAAAUGACAAGAUCAAAGGUAGGAUUCAUUUUGAUAUUCUGAUGUAAUUUCAAAGGUUAGAUUAAUUUGUAUUUUCUGAUGAAAAGUUCCAAGGCAGGAUUCAUUUUUAUUUUUUGAUGUGAUUGAACAAAUUGAUACAGCUUUAAUUACACAUAUCUUCAUGCCAACUCAUCUACUUAUCAACUCGAUGGAUUUAACUCUCAAAAGACGAGAGAUUGAAAAAUCUGUCAUAUAUGGCGGGUGAAAAAAACGACACUUAAAAUAUAGAUAAAAAUACAAUUUAAAAGGAGAAAAAAAAGAUUUACUAUUUUGUGACUAGUUUCUCUUAGCAGCAUUCUUGUACAAAUGUUUAUAGGCUACAGCCGUAAAAAAAAAUAAAAGUGUUUGUCAAUAAAGAUUACGGAUUAGGCAAGUUUGUUGUUUCAAGGCCAUGUGUAAAGGCCACUUUAAAAAUGUUGUUAUUUUUAUUGUGAGCAAGAAGGUGCCAAAAAGAUACUCGAAACAUCUCAAAUCUCAAUGAAUUUGCUGGAUUCAACAAUUUCAGUUAAACCUUCAUUUCAGUGUGUGUCUGUGUUGGAAGUCAUUAAAUCUUGCCAGGAUGCCUCGUCUUCUACAACUAGAAUUGUUCCAUUAAAUAACGAAAAAAUGAUGCUCCUUUGUAAAUAAUGUCUUUGAUAUCUUCCAUCUAUUGCGUCUGGUUCGUCCUGAUUGCUUUUGACACCCACCCCACCCCCCCACCCCAUGCGUUUUAUGUUGAUGGCACUGGGUGAAAAAAAAGGGUGUCACACAGUGAGCUUUCAUGUAUGACGUUUGAACUCCGGUAAAAAGGGCGUGUUGUACUCGUCAUGGGGUGGGGGGGGGGCGCUAUUAUAUUAAUCCAUAAAAGCCAUGGGGUAAGGCCUGGGACUGUCUGUAGGGCUAUUGUUUAAAGGCCGGCAGGUAGGGUGUAGGAAUGUCUGUUUAUUUAAGAUAAUUUUAUAAUUCGACGCAGCUGGGGUUAGUGUCUCUAAGAACUUAAUAAAAAAAAAAAACUAACUUAAACCAGCUUCCAUGGUCACAGCUAGACAAGCGCUUUUGUGACGUUUAAGUGAAGUUAUCUCCCUUGUACAAACUCCCGACUGUCAUUGCAGUACAUUUAAAAUAAUGACAUUCAGUGAAAUCAUCUCCCUUGUAAAUUUGCCCCCCCCCCUCCACUCCCCCUCCCCCAACCGGGAGUCACAGCACUUCCUCCUCCACCGGGCCGGGUGACUGCCACUAUGACGUCACAUGUGUUGCUGACCUGUUGAAACUUCGGCGUCCUUGUCACAUGUUAUUUUUUUAUUCUUUUGAGCUUGAAAGAUGGACAUAGCCCCCCCCCCCCCCCCUUUUUUUUUUUUUUUCUUUUGUGCUUUAAAAAUGGCGACCCCCCCCCCCCCCCCCCUGGACUCCUUUCAACUCUCAAUGUUGUCAGUGUUAAGGGCUGAUCUGUGUGGUGGCCAAGUUGGCCAAGUAUUUCAAGUGCUCAGUAGUGGGGCGAUACAACGCCUAAUGUUUUUAAUUUUUUUCGGCACGACCUACCAUUCUCUAAGGCGGCAACUCAAAACUAUGUCAACCUUAACGUGACUAGGACAGCUGUUCUCUCGGUAGUGUUGUUAUGCGUUGUCCUUUGGCACACGACCGAUUGUCAUUGUUGACCAAUCCAAUCAGAGCGAUUCUUAAUGACCCCCCUAAUGGAUUGGGGGGGGGGUGAGAAGGGGCCGCGGCACUUCACCAUAGGGAGAUCAGAUCUUAACUUCCGGCCCUAUCUUAAUCCACAGACUUGACGGACAUCAAUCGUGUGACAAACGGACGAGUGGGCAUGUGUGUGGCUGGGGGGCUGUCUUAACGUGUGUGUGUGUGUGCGGAAUAUGUGAGUGUGUGCUUAAGGGUCUGUGAGCCAGAUAGUGUGUGAAUCUAUCGACAGCCCAUCAAACAAAUUAUGUUGUCUGAAUAUGCUGUCAUCCAUUGUAUGCUAGCUUUCGGCCGAUUAAGACGUCAACCGAGUUGUACGCCAAUCGCCAGGCUACUGGAAACUAACGCUUACUUCUGUUAGGCCUCAACGCAGCGACACAUUAUCUGAACAGACCGUAAUGACAUGGACAGCCAUUUUAAUUUGUGUUCUUGUUGUAACAUAUUACUGGCUUCAAAUGAAGAUUAGAAACGCGAUUCAAAGGUUUUUCCAACUUCGUCAAGUAAGACAAAUAUGGGGGUUUAAAAGUCGAUGGCGGGUAAGUUAUCCAUGUUUGUUGCUUUUUUUGUAAAUUCGGACAAUCCGCGCCAUGGUCGCCAUCUUGGUUGCCCUAAACGUAACACAAGCCCUAAACUAUCCCUAACCCUAACCCGAACUCUAAACCUAUUCCUAACCCUAACCCGAACCCUAAACCUAUCCCAAAACCUAACCCUAACCAGAACCCUAAACCGAUUAAGUGAAAUAAACACGUAAAUGACGUCAUGGCGCGAACUGUCUGCUUUAGCCGGUUUUGUUUUUCCACCUUGCCCUCGCCGUUCUUGUCGCCCUGUGUGUGAAGAUAGCAUUUCCAGGACGGGAAGUCGUUGCGGUAGUCUUACAAACAUGGUUUCAGCAAUGGAAGUCUCGAGCAUCGACGUCCUAGAAAACAUAUUCGACUGCUGCAAACAAAGUAACAACCCAACUCUGAACAACCAGGCACAUGCGGUCUAAAAUGUCAAAUGUCAUUUAAGGCGUUGUAGACCCCCUCCCCCCCCACAGACACACACACCAGCCACAGACCCACCCCCCACACCCAGUUACACUGGAGAUCUGCAGACAGAUGGAUCAUUAUGACGUCCACAGUCCCUCAGAACAGUCCGUUGCUUAACGGCAUGUGUUUUGGUUGUGUAUGUUUAGUCUAGACUCUAGAGCAGCGGUUCUUAAUCUUUAUGUAGCGCUGCACCCUCUCUUGAUUUCGAAACAUACCCGCGCCCCAUCUCGAUCUCUAGACUUGUGAUUAAACGGACGAGUAAAUGUAAAUGUUGUAGGGCCUCUACUGACUUACUAAUCUUAAAAACUUAAAAUUUGACAUAUGAUGGGCUUGAGCUUGUAUCUUUAAACUUAUGAUUUAACUUGUCAUUUUGCUUACCCUCAGAACUACCAUAAAGUACAAUAGUCUUAUCAUUAAAACUUAUCAUUCGUCUAUCAUCAAACUUAUCAUUCGUCCUAGCAUCAAAUUUAUCCUCGAAGAAUGUCAAAGGCAUAUUUACAAUGGCGAAAAGAAAGAGUUGAACAUAAUUCUAUUUCAUUAUAUUUCAUUGUAUUUCCUUUCAAACCGUGUGGUUUGAUCCAAGUUUGUAUCUAUCCUGAGACAGCCUGUGACCUUAGGUCUGACAGCUAAAAUCCACCACGCACCCCCAGCUCCCCUACCGUCGUUGCACCCUACCUAACAACCACCCACCCCAUUGUUGCGCGCACAUUGAGAGGGUGUGGCUGGUGGCCCCAUAAAUAUAUCAGAGAGAAGCCUUUCGCCAUUGUAGAGACGCUUCCAAACAUUCGGGUCAGAAUAGUGUCACGCUCAACGCUGUGUGGAUUUACUAACUUGGUCACUGUGAGUUGGAUUCUGGAGGGGAAAUUACGCGUUUGACAAAUUUGUUCUUUUAACACAGAGCACUUGUGUGAUGUGGCUUGUGUGAUGUGGCUUGUGUGAUGUGGCAACGAGCUAAUGUAAGUUGGAAGGGCGUCAAGACACACGUGACCGCGCUCACUUCUGCUAUCUUAGUCUUAGUUUAACGAUAUAACUUGGUUCGUUUUGGAAAUGACGAGUGUGGGGGGGGGGGGGGGGAAUGGGGGGGGGGGGGCCCGAGGGGGGGGGGGGGGCUCUAAGGUGGGGUGGCAAAUCUAAUUUGGGAUGGCAGAUCUAAGGUGGGGUGGCAGAUCUAUGGUGGGGUGGCAGAUCUAAGGUGUGGUGACAAAUCUAAGGUGGCGUGGCAGCUCUAAGGUGGGGUGGCAGAUCUAAGAUGGGGUGGCCAAUCUAAGGUGGGGUGGCAGAUCUAAGGUGGCCUGGCAGCUCUAAGGUGGGGUGGCAGAUCUAAGAUGGGGUGGCAAAUCUAAUUUGGGGUGGCAGCUCUAAGGUGGCGUGGCAGAUCUAAGGUGACGUAGCAGAUCUAAGGUAGGGUGGCAGCUCUAAGGUAGGGUAGCAGAUCUAAGGUAGGCUGGCAGCUCUAAGGUAGCGUGGCAGCUCUAAGGUGGGGUCGCAGCUCUAAGGUAGGCUGGCAGCUCUAAGGUGGCGUGGCAGCUCUAAGGUAGGGUAGCAGCUCUAAGGUAGGCUGGCAGCUCUAAGGUAGGGUGGCAGCUCUAAGGUAGGGUGGCAGCUCUAAGGUAGGGUGGCAGCUCUAAGGUAGGGUGGCAGCUCUAAGGUAGGGUGGCAGCUCUAAGGUAGGGUGGCAGCUCUAAGGUAGGACGGUUUCCCGUUUAAUCAUUUGAUCACUCAUCAGCAUCUGAGCGUCUGCACUAGACGAUUUUUUUAGUGUCUUAUUGGCACCUUCGUGAGCUUGGAUGCACAAUGGUCGGAGUGAUGACGACACCCAACCUUUAAAUAAGUAAGAUCAUGGAGUGGCAGUCGUUGCUGAAAUUUUGGCACAAUAUAACCAAUAGGGUGCCGACACCUGGAAUACAAUACAUCGGAUGUGAACGCAUUUUACUGCAAAUAUGAAUAGUGUUUAGCAGGGACGUGCUGGCACAUGGAAACCCGUGACGAACGGUGUAGUAAGAAAGGCCCGGAGCCCCCCCCCCUUCCCGCACACCGGAGAUUGUGAUAACUGCCCAAAAAGGCCCAUGACGAAUGCUCGUCCCGUCGUCGUGGGCCAGCACGUCCCUGGUGUUUAGUAUUCUUCACGUCCGCCUACUCUUUUUUUUUCCAAAUUAUUUUCUUCUUUUUAACUUGUUUGAACCGUAGCAACCUAAGACAAAGUCAAGGCAUGAGUCUCCCAGGUCCCUAAGAAAAAGUCAGGGCAUGAGUCUUCCAGGUCCCUAAGACAAAGUCAAGGCAUGAGUCUCCUAGGUCCCUAAGACAAAGUCAGGGCAUGAGUCUCCCAGGUCCCUAAGAAAAAGUCAGGGCAUGAGUCUCCCAGGUCCCUAAGAAAAAGUCAGGCAUGAGUCUCCCAGGUCCCUAAGACAAAGUCAGGGCAUGAUUCUCCCAGGUCCCUAAGAAAAAGUCAGGGCAUGAGUCUCCCAGGUCCCUACAAAUUUCGAAAAUACUGUGCUACGUAGGGGGAAAUCCAAAAUCUAGCUCUUACGUAUAAAGUUCAUGAUAAAACAAAAAUUUGCAUUUGAAAUAAGUAUUGGUGUUUGUUGUUGCUCGUCCUUUGAAUGCGAAGAUGACCAAGGCUGUAGUCCACGGUUAGUAUGAAGGUGGGAUGCGAAGAUUACCAAGGCUGUAGUCCACGGUUAGUAUGCAGGUGCCAUGCGAUCCAUAACAAGUGUUCCCCAUGAAUCAAUGUCAUGUCCAUGGAUUUGAGUGAAGCUUUCAAGAGUUAUUUUAGAAGGUACUUGAUGUAUUUUUGUUGCCCACCAUGCCGCAGCUUUCCGAGAAAAGUCUGCUGUCUGGCAUUCUUGCAGCAUGCCUUGCCCAUCUGGUCAAUCCUUUUUGUAGGAGCGUGUGGUUUCUGAUAAAAUCAUCCGAUUGUAGGGUCUCUGUAUCAGGGACUUUGUCCUGCCAACUCAUGCCAAGAAGUUUACAUCGACAGCGAAGGUGGAGAUGGUUAAGCUGUCUAGCGCGUCUGCUGUACACUGUCCACGUCUCGCAAUCGUGUAGGACAGACGCAAAUACGAGCUCCCUAUAUACUUUCAGCGUAGUGACACGGUUGAGAGCACUUCGCUGCAAAAACACUCUGGCGGAACCUUCCACCAAAGGCGGAGCCUUCCACCAAACACAACAUUUGCUUUGGAGAUUCGGUUGCUGAUCUCAUCAUGUUUUGCUUUGUUUUAAGAUCUACUUCUCUAGAUCGUAUUGAUCAAGGUCCUAACGAAAUCAACGCCUACAAAACAACACGUGACAACAAAAACACCACGAGACAACAAAACACCACGAGACUACAAAGCACCUAGAGACUACAAAACACCACGAGACAACAAAGCACCACGAGACUACAAAGCACCACGAGACUACAAAACACCACGAGACUACAAAGCACCACGAGACUACAAAACACCACGAGACAAAAAAACACCACGAGACAAAAAAACACCACGAGACAAAAAAACACCACGAGACAAGAAAACACCACGAGACAAAAAAACACCACGAGACAACAAAACACCACGAGACAACAAAGCACCACGAGACAACAAAACACCACGAGACAACAAAACACCACGAGACAAAAAAACACCACGAGACAACAAAACACCACGAGACAACAAAACACCACGAGACAACAAAACACCACGAGACAACAAAACACCACGAGACAACAAAACACCACGAGACAACAAAACACCACGAGACAACAAAACACCACGAGACAACAAAACACCACGAGACAACAAAACACCACGAGACAACAAAACACCACGAGACAACAAAACACCACGAGACAACAAAACACCACGAGACAACAAAACACCACGAGACAACAAAACACCACGAGACAACAAAACACCACGAGACAACAAAACACCACGAGACAACAAAACACCACGAGACAACAAAACACCACGAGACAACAAAACACCACGAGACAACAAAACACCACGAGACAACAAAACACCACGAGACAACAAAACACCACGAGACAACAAAACACCACGAGACAACAAAACACCACGAGACAACAAAACACCACGAGACAACAAAACACCACGAGACAACAAAACACCACGAGACAACAAAACACCACGAGACAACAAAACACCACGAGACAACAAAACACCACGAGACAACAAAACACCACGAGACAACAAAACACCACGAGACAACAAAACACCACGAGACAACAAAACACCACGAGACAACAAAACACCACGAGACAACAAAACACCACGAGACAACAAAACACCACGAGACAACAAAACACCACGAGACAACAAAACACCACGAGACAACAAAACACCACGAGACAACAAAACACCACGAGACAACAAAACACCACGAGACAACAAAACACCACGAGACAACAAAACACCACGAGACAACAAAACACCACGAGACAACAAAACACCACGAGACAACAAAACACCACGAGACAACAAAACACCACGAGACAACAAAACACCACGAGACAACAAAACACCACGAGACAACAAAACACCACGAGACAACAAAACACCACGAGACAACAAAACACCACGAGACAACAAAACACCACGAGACAACAAAACACCACGAGACAACAAAACACCACGAGACUACAAAACACCACGAGACAACAAAACACCACGAGACAACAAAACACCACGAGACAACAAAACACCACGAGACUACAAAACACCACGAGACUACAAAGCACCACGAGACUACAAAACACCACGAGACAAAUAAAUACCACUUACACACAAAGCUACAUUGGAAUACAAAUAUACUAAUAUGUAAACCUACUUCGUGUUCUAAACACUGACCAAAUGCCCUGUUGUCAUUAUUCUUAUUUCCUUUCCAAUCAGAAAACCAGCGUUGAACAUUCCUCAACGGUCAGUUCGGAGCUGUCCACAGACAGCAGAGACACAGCGAGUCCCAAGUUUCUACCCCCUGGACCAAAUGGCCUUCCGUGCAUCGGAUCUUUGCUGGACUUCAAGGGACCCAAGACCAAUCUGGCCUGGACCAAACAAUACGGAGGAAUUUAUUACGUCAAACUUGGCAACAAAAGUUUGGUGUAUCUCAACAAUCUGGAACUCGUGAAGAAGUACUUGGAAGGGAGACAAGGAGAGCUAUUUUUAGACCGUCCUAUGGGCCCCGGUGCUAUUGGUGAAGGUGAGCUAACCAGUUGUGUAUUAUAUGCGUCAUAAGCUAAGCAGUUGUGACUCAUUGUGUUGUGUAUUUUAGGCGUCAUAAGCUAAGCAGUUGUGACUCAUUGUGUUGUGUAUUUUAGGCGUCAUAAGCUAGACAGUUGUGACUCAUUGUGUUGUGCAGUAUUUGCGUGGGUUGUGGCGGGCCAUAUUCUAAAGAAAAAUGAACCCUCACCUCAAUAGAGUAGACAGAAACACGAGCACAUGAAACAUUCCACCAGCAAGUAAACAGAUUUGAAACCCAUAUCUCUUCAACGUUGACAUAUUUCCCAUAAUUCAGUUAUUCACUCUCAGCUUCCUGUCUUAUGUGCUACAUGUCUUAAUCCAUAGGUUGUCAAACCUUUUCUGAGUAAAGAGCCAUUUCAUAACUUAUCUCUGCUAAUAAAAUAUUUUUCUAGGAGCCACAGAGAGGGGAGGGUGAAAAAAACGAAAAGAGUGACAUGUUGUCAAAUCGCUGUCUUAAACGUUGCCCCAGUUCUGGCUUAUAAGACAGAAAGACUAUGUUCAGGAACAAACCUCAAGACUCCUUGUUUUCUUUUGUUCUCUCCAGGUAUUUUAUUUGGCAGCGGAGAAAAAUGGAAGAAAAACAAACGAGCGUUCAUGAAAGCCCUGCACACGACAACGUUCCUGGAGAACAUGGAGGGCGCCAUCCAGAUGGAGCUGUCGAUGGUCCUAGACCACCUGCGCGCGCAGGCCGGCCGGCCAAUCAAAAUCGGCGACGUACUGAUAUCAGCUUGCGUCAAUGCCGUCGGGGGUCUUCUUCUCGGCGGAUCACUUCCCGAGGACUCCGCCGACAGAAAAGAGUUGAGCAAGAUAGCCAGGAGCUUGGAAGGUUGUGACCUGUCAUCGCUGCUCACGCAGAUAUCGCUCAAACACCCGAGGUCAGUGUGAACUGUUUUAAUUUGUGACUUAGAUGACUUGCCGCCGUUCAUUUGUAUUACCCUGACAUACAACGUUGUUGUCUUUGUAAUGACCUGGUGUUUAAGCACACUCACUUAUUUAUAGAUGUACCGGUACAGUGAGCUUUAGUUUCUACUUCCUUGUGAAAAAAUGGGAAGCCUCGCCUACUAAUAGCUUGGUGAGUAGCCACGCCUACUAGCUUUGUGAGUAGCCACGCCUACUAGCUUGGUGAGUAGCCACGCCUACUAGCUUGGUGAGUAGCCACGCCUACUAGCUUGGUGAGUAGCCACGCCUACUAGCUUGGUGAGUAGCCACGCCUACUAGCUUGGUGAGUAGCCACGCCUACUAGCUUGGUGAGUAGCCACGCCUACUAGCUUGGUGAGUAGCCACGCCUACUAGCUUGGUGAGUAGCCACGCCUACUAGCUUGGUGAGUAGCCACGCCUACUAGCUUGGUGAGUAGCCACGCCUACUAGCUUGGUGAGUAGCCACGCCUACUAGCUUGGUGAGUAGCCACGCCUACUAGCUUGGUGCGUUGCCUCAACCAGUAAAAAAGGCGGCGCUUAUGCAACGAUUUUUCAAAAGAGUUGAGUCAGUGGCUGAGUUGAGUCAGUGGCUGAAUUGAGUCAGUGGCUGAAUUGAGUCAGUGGCUGAGUUGAGUCAGUGGCUGAGUUGAAUCAGUGGCUGAGUUGAGUCUGUGGCUGAGUUGAGUCAGUGGCUGAGUUGAGUCAGUGGCUGAGCUUCCUGUGAAUUUAUUGUGCCCCGACAGUUAGGAACAUUUAUUGAAAUUAAACAAUUAUUUAAUGAAGACUUGGCACGCCAACAUUAGGCACAAGGCUCCAGGAUUUUGACUUGAUGUUCUGGUCAUUUAUGGUCAUUUCAAACUCGGGUAUAACAAACAAAUGAAACACGUAUUUUUGGGGAUUGGUUUGAGUUGAUUAACUUUACUUUUUUCCAAUUUCCAGACUCAGAGAACCACUCUCCAAACUGUUCUUCAAAGAAAUCGUUGACGUCCACGGCACGUCCAGACAGCUGCAGCGUCUGCUCAGACAAUGGAUAAGACAAGCCCGCAUGGGGACCCUGUCCCCGCUGCCGACGUCCCACUUUGACAAAAACACGAACCAGUUUCUCAAACCAGUCGCUGGGAAGGACCCGCUGAGCCUCAGACGCGACACCGCGGGCGAUGCCACCGUUGAUGACGCGGAGGUAACCAUCACGCCACCGAGAGACGAGAGCAAGAUUGAAUCGUCCAUGCGGUGCGCCACGCAGUUCGCGGUCCUCGGGUUCUCGGAGACGGGCCACGGCGAGGAGCCGUUUGAAGCGUCCGAGUGCCCGGAGAAGAAAUGUCCCAGCACCCCACUCUCCGAGUACCAGUGGACGUUCACCAAGCAGAUGUCGGUCAAUGAGCACAACAACUCCAUCUUGCAGAGAAUACUGAGACAACCAGAGUUCGCGAAUGUCACAGAAGAAAAUGGUGAGUAAAGCCGAACUUCUGUUUUUUUAGUUUCUAAUACAAAUUGAUACAUUUUAAUCAUGUCUUAAAUUGCCAGAACUAAUUCUCCAAUGUAAUAUCACCCUUUAAACAUGUCAAGGCAACGUUUAAUAAUAAUGUAAAUAAUAGAUCGCUUCCAAGAAAUGUACAUGGAAUAAUUUUUCUCUGACCCAGACGAGGAGCUCCUCCAAUCGCUGAUCGACAUGUUCUUUGGGGGCGUGACCAGCACCUUGUCCGCCAUGGAGUUCGUCAUCAUGUACCUGUCCAAACAUACAAGAAUGAGGCAGCUGGCCCAACAGGAAAUUGACGCGGCAGUCCAAGCCAACGGUGGAGAGAUGAAGUGGUCGAUGAGGGAACAAAUGCCCUAUGUCCACGCCUGCAUAGUUGAAGCCCUGAGGCUGGGUUCUGUCACGCCAUCAUCCCUCCCCCACGUCGCCAGAGAAGAUACAGAGGUAAUCGAUACUUUUAGUCACUAGAAGUAGGUCAUGGUGCACGAUUUUAAAAGAAUAUGUUGUAUGAAGAUGAAAAUGCAAUAUUACUUUUCCACGGACAUGUUCAUGCAAAGAUAUUUCUCGACAGAUUGAAGGGUACACCAUACCAAAAGGGACAUAUGUAAUGGGAAGCAUCUACAGCUUGCACUAUGACCCUGCAUUUUACCUUGACCCUGAAGAGUUCAGACCACAGCGCCAUCUAGACGGCCACGGUCAGUACGUGGCCCCUCAAAGUUUUAGGCCAUAUGGAAUAGGUAUGCACAUUUCUUUUAAGAAGAUUUUUUAAAUAAUUAAGAAUAGAUCAUACGCUAAAUCAGUGUGGGGUGGGAGGUGGGGUGGGCUAAUAAACGAGGCUCAAGAACUGGAACAUUAUAUUAAUGUUUUGUUUUGAAAUGGUGUAAUGGUUUUGGUUUUACACUUUUAUACACUGAUGUCAUACAUCAUGGGAACCUAGUUCAUCUCUUGUUCAUUGGUAGUAUACUUUGAUUGGCCGUUCAAUCCAGCCAAUCACUGAUCUUUUGUUAAUUUAUAGUAUAUUUUGAUUGGCUUGUUCAAUCCAGCCAAUCACUGAACUUUUGUUAAUGAUAGCAUAAUUUGAUUGGCCUGUUCAAUCCAGCCAAUCAGGCAUCGCUGGUUAAUUGAUAGUAUAUUUUGAUUGUCCUGUUCAAUCCAGCCAAUCACUCAUCAUAAACAUAACUGUCUCAUCUAGGAGCAAGACGAUGCGUUGGAGAUCAAAUUGCAGAGAUGCAACUCUUUAUGUACACCAUUACAAUCCUCCGCCAUUUUGACCUGGAGUCAGUUGGUGACAAGAAAGCCUCACACAUGGAGACACACAUGCGCAUCAUUCACAGACUCAAAGAUUUGAAUUGUAUCCUGCACCAGCGAAACAUCUGAAAAGUUCCAGUCUGGUGAUUAGCAAACUAACCAAACUUGCUCUCUUUAAACAUGGAAUGAAGCUAUGUAACUACUUUGGGGCCAUGGUAUGAAGCUAUGUAUAGUUGUGUUGGUAUGAAGCUCUGUAUACUUGUAUUGGAGCCACAGUAUGAAGCUAUGUAUACUUGUAUUGGAGCCACAGUAUGAAGCUAUGUAUGCUUGUACUGGAGCCAUGGUAUGAAGCUAUGCAUAUUUGUGUUGGAGCCAUGGUAUGAAGCUAUGCAUAUUUGUGUUGGAAACAAGGAAAAAGUGAAAGCAAUAAUUUUUGUCUAGUCAAGUCAAUUAGAGGGUCAGGGGUCACCGAGCCCACACUUUGUCAAGCCCUUCCUAAUGUCUGGUCAUCUUCUUCUUCUUCUAUAUCUUAAGGGCCCAUGAUCAAUUUAUUGAUCAUUUUGGCUCCUAUGCAUUUGUAGAUGGGAUUUGCAAUGUUUCUGUUACUGGUGUUGAUGAGGAAAUCAUGAACUAGGGGUUUGAAGGCUGGAGGCAAUAGACACAAAUAUGUUGUCACCUCAACCGUUCAAACUGUUCUGUUAUCUGUCAAAUCUGUCACGGUAGAGAUGUGACUGGAUGGUGACAGAAUGUCACAAGUUAACACAUUCAAGUCACUGUGACAUUUGUCUGCUGUCUCCAUAGACUUUUGGACAUCUAGAUUUUCAUUUAUUAUUUAAAUGUAUACAAGUUCAACAGCAACAGCACCUCGCCAGUUGAACAGCAACAGCACCUCGCCAGUUUAAAAAAAACACAGCCUUGUUUCAGUAUUCUAAGAAUAUGGCACCAUGCUUCAUUUAGGCAUUCCAUUUCUACAUUCAAUGAUGAAUUAAUUUUCAGAAUUUAACAAUCUGGGCCAUGGUAAAGUAAAUUUUAAAUAUAAACUCAGAUCAAAACUAUCAAUAAAAACCAGCUAAUUUAUCCCCAUGCAAGAUCCUGAUCUUUUUAUAUUUCCACUAUUGGGGUUGGGAGACUUGGAGCAGAAAUGUGACUUUUGGUUAGAGUAAUUCCACUGUCUCUAAGAAUUAUGCCCAUUUUUUGUUGUUGCGUUACAAUACUUUAUUUUAAAUAUGUGUUUUGUUGUAAUUUUGACAUUUUUAACAUUUUACAAAAUACUCUCUAAGUUGUUGUUACGUUACCGGUAUAUAAUUUUUUUGUAUGGUAACAUUUUCAUUCAGUUGCUGUACAUUUAUCUCUUAUUCUUGAAAUGUGUCAUGACGGUUACAUCUAAUACACAGCUGCAUUAUGCAAACAUGUUGUCAUUUUUACGUGCAAUGAAAAUAAAUAUUUGAUCAUUAUUUAAAUUGGUUUUAACAUUUAUUUCACUGAAAUAGAG